Saccostrea echinata is the source of this 3006-nucleotide messenger RNA. Its product is annotated as mitochondrial uncoupling protein 4-like. The coding region runs from base 157 to 1098 and encodes 313 amino acids. NCBI's taxonomy places the organism in Eukaryota, Metazoa, Mollusca, Bivalvia, Ostreida, Ostreidae. The record is from RefSeq and is a predicted model, not a curated record. The transcript has 10 exons. Gene Ontology annotation, biological process: transmembrane transport; response to cold.
UCAAGUUUUACACGUGAAAUGUGUAUGUGACGUCCCAGUCUCUACGAUGAAAUUUUCGUGGAGAAUUUUUCAGACAGAAAGACCUAUCUUAUCAUUAGCAUUGAGUACAGAAACGUUAUUUUUUCUAGCAGCAGGAUUUAACACAAGUGCUACAAAAUGACAGGCGGGAGUAAAUUAGCAACACCAUCAUCAGCUGAUUCCUUUUGGUUUAAAUAUGUCCUGUCAUCUAUUGCAGCAGUUUGUGCAGAAACAGCUACAUACCCUCUAGACUUGACCAAGACCCGCCUGCAAAUUCAGGGAGAGAAAGCGGGGGAUGGAGCUCUCAUGGCCAAACGAGGAAUGGUCAGCACAGCAUUAGGGAUAGUCCGUGAAGAAGGAGUACUCAGUCUUUAUCAGGGAUUACAACCAGCUUUAAUUCGCCAUAUAGUGUACACAGGUAGCCGGAUGUCAAUUUAUGAAUUAUUCAGGGAACACAUUCUACAAAGAGAGGCUGAUGGCAGCUUCCCAGUAUGGAAGGCAUCACUAGGAGGCCUGAUUGCUGGAGCUCUGGGACAGCUGAUAGCCAGUCCAACUGACCUCAUUAAAGUCCAGAUGCAGAUGGAGGGAAGAAGAAAAUUGGAGGGGAAACCUCCAAGAGUGAAAGGGUUUUUUGAUGCAUUUCAAAAAAUAGUGGCAGAAAGUGGUGUUAAAGGCCUAUAUCGAGGAGUGGUCCCCAAUGUACAGAGGGCAGCACUGGUUAACAUGGGAGAUUUAUGUACUUAUGAUACAGCCAAGCAGAAUAUUUUACGUUACACUGAUCUCAAAGAUAAUUACGUCACACAUUCCUUAGCAAGUGCCUGUUCAGGUCUAGUAGCAGCCACCUUUGGGACACCAGCUGAUGUUGUCAAAACGAGAAUAAUGAACCAGCCAACCAAAAAUGGAAAGGGAUUGCUAUACACCGGUUCAGUAGACUGUCUGAUUAAAACAUCCUCACAGGAAGGUGUGAUGGCUCUAUACAAAGGAUUCAUCCCCAUCUGGUUACGAAUGGCACCCUGGUCCCUGUGUUUUUGGUUGUCCUUUGAGAAGAUCCGUCAGCUAGCAGGGGCUUCCUCAUUUUGAUUUAAUAGUUUUAGUGAUUAAUCAGUAUUUAUUCAGGCCAUGCCAUAAAUCCUGCCCACCACAUACUUGCUUUUAUUAGCUCACCUGAGCUGAAAGCUCUACAAGUGAGCUUUUCUGAUCAUAAUUUAUCUGGCCUCUGUCUGUCCAUCUAUCUGUUAACUUUUCACAUUUUCAACUUCUUCCCAAGAACCACUGGACCAAUUUCAACCAAACUUGCCACAAAGUAAAGGGGAUUUGCAUUUGUGCAAAUGAAGGACCACACCCUUUCAAGGGGAGACAAUUUAGAAUUAGUGAAAAUUUAAUGGCAUCUUUUAAAAAUCUUCUCAAGAACCACUGGACCAGAAAAGAAGAACCUUUGGUGCAAGCUUAAUUACAUAGUGCAGAACGUUUAUUCAAAUCAUGACCCCCUGAGGUUGGGUGAGGCAACAAUGGGUGAUAUUAGAUUUACAUUUGAAUAUGUAGGAAACAUCUUCUCAAGAACAGCAAAACCGUAAGGCAUAUUUAUAUGGAAGCAUCCUCAUGUAGUGUAGGUUCAGGUUUGUUCAAAGGUAUGGCCACAGUGGGCAUAGGGCCACAAAGGGCAAUCAAAGUUUUACAGAGUAAUACAUAAGAAAAACAUUUAAAAUUCUUCAAGAACAGCAAAGCCAUGUAUGGAAGCAUCCUCAGUUAUUGUAGAUUCAAGUUUGUUCUAAUCGUAACCCCCGGGGGUAAGAUGGGGCCACAAUGGGUGAUCAAAUUUUUACAUAGGAAUAUAUUUGAAAAAAUCUUCAAAAAAAAAAGAAAAUUUCUCUACAACAGCAAAGCCAUGAUAAGGCGUAUUUAUAAUGAAUCAUCCUCGGGUAGUGUAGAUUCAAGUUUGUUCAAAUCAUGACCCCCAGAGGGCAGGGCAGGGCCACAACAUGUGAUCAAAAUUUUACAUAGGAAUAUAUAUGAAAAUCUUUUAAAAAUCUUCUUCUCAACAACAGCAAAGCCACGAUUAGUCAUAUUUAUAUGAAAGCAUCCUGAGGUUGUGUAGAUUCUAGUUUGUUCAAAUCAUGACCCACAGGGGUAUGGUGGGCCCACAAAAAGUGAUCAAAUUAGGAAUAGGUAAGGGCAAAAAUCUGCUGAUGAAGAACAGCAGGACCUUUGUUACUCAGGUGAGUGCUAUGGCCCAUGGUCCUCUGUUUAAUGUUAGUGUACUUUGUUUUGACUAGAAAUUUUAAGAACAUGACAAUCAUCAACUAGUAUUGCAAUUGAAAGAACUUUUGAAAUAUCUAUAUACAGUCAAACCUCGUUAUCUCUAACUCAUUGGGACCAAGAAAAACCUUCCAGAUAUCCGAAGAUUCGAAGCACCGAGGUUAAAAUACAAUUAGAAAAUAGUGGUUGGGAAUUUCAAAUCACUUCGACAUAUCCAUGGUAUUCAAGAUAUUGGAUUUGGAGAUAACAAAGUUUAACUGUAUCUUCAAUGAGAGAGAGAUAUAUUUUAGCAAACAUUCUACAUAUAAAAUGUCAAGUUUUCUUCCUGUCCUCAAGUUAUGUAUUGUAAUAUAUAAGUGACUGUGUGUUCAGUUGGGUUGAUUACAGUGUCACAGUCAGUCAGUCUGAAAAUAUUCAUUUUUAUGACUAGUCAGUGGCAGUAUUCAAUGUAAGUAUUUGUUUUGAAUGAAUUUUAGUAACUAACAACUUUGAUUAAAAACAUAUGUCAUAUUCAUUAUUGAUUUGCGAGUAUAAAUGUACUUGAGCAUUUCUGGUCAUGUGUGCAACUUUUCAUUGUGUCAAUAAGGUUGUGUAACAUGAUGAAUAUUGACAAUGAUUUGUUAGAUUUAUCUUAUAAAAUGAUUUAUUUACACAUAAAUGAUGCUGUGUGUUUUAAAAACAAGCAAUGCAUGUACAUGUACUAUAUAUUGAUAAAUAAAGUAUAGAAUGGUU